This is a messenger RNA of Acipenser ruthenus (sterlet), 6761 nucleotides long. RefSeq names its product GMP reductase 1. The transcript has 9 exons. Gene Ontology annotation, cellular component: GMP reductase complex. Gene Ontology annotation, molecular function: GMP reductase activity. Bases 198 to 1235 code for a protein of 345 amino acids. The record is from RefSeq and is a predicted model, not a curated record. NCBI's taxonomy places the organism in Eukaryota, Metazoa, Chordata, Actinopteri, Acipenseriformes, Acipenseridae. Gene Ontology annotation, biological process: nucleotide metabolic process.
UUGAGAAGGAUUGUAGCUAUGCAACUUGGCAAAGCAGGCUUCUCCAAAUAAAGCAAUGGGAGGUUUGGAUACCGACAUCCUCUCCUUCACUAUAAAUACUUUCUCUACAAAGAGGACAGGCUUUGGAUGCCGGAACUCUAAACCAGUGACUAUCGAGGCACACAAAGGGGGAAAUUAUUAUUCACAAACUGAUAACCAUGCCGAGAGUGGAUGCAGACCUCAAAUUGGACUUUAAAGAUGUCCUGGUUAGACCUAAAAGAAGUAGUCUUAAAAGCAGAUCUGAGGUGGAUCUGCAGAGGACCUUCACAUUCCGCAACUCCAAGCAGACGUACACUGGAAUCCCUAUCAUUGCAGCAAACAUGGACACGACUGGGACCUUUGAAAUGGCACAGGUUUUAAGUAAACAUGCACUGUUCAUUGCUAUGCACAAACACUACUCAGUGGAAGAGUGGAAAACGUUUGCAGUCAACUUCCCAGAGUGUUUAGAGCACAUGGCUGCAAGCUCAGGCAGUGGGAAGGCCGACUUAGAGAAGCUGUGCAGUAUCCUGGAGGCGGUCCCACAAAUAAAGUACAUCUGUCUCGAUGUUGCAAACGGUUACUCCGAGCACUUUGUGGAAUUUGUGAAAACUGUCCGAGGCAAAUUCCCCACUCACACCAUCAUGGCUGGCAAUGUGGUGACAGGAGAGAUGGUCGAGGAGCUUAUUCUCUCUGGAGCUGACAUUAUUAAAGUGGGCAUUGGACCAGGCUCGGUCUGCACCACUCGUAUAAAGACAGGGGUGGGAUACCCCCAGCUGAGUGCUGUGAUUGAGUGCUCUGACUCUGCACACGGGCUGAAAGGACACAUCAUCUCUGAUGGGGGUUGCAGCUGCCCAGGUGAUGUCGCCAAAGCCUUUGGCGCGGGAGCUGAUUUUGUCAUGUUAGGAGGGAUGUUUGCCGGUCAUGAUCAGUGUGCAGGGGAGGUCAUUGAGAAGAAUGGCAAAAAGAUGAAGCUCUUCUAUGGGAUGAGCUCCGAUACCGCCAUGAAGAAAUAUGUGGGAGGUGUCGCUGAGUACAGGGCGUCGGAAGGCCGGACGGUAGAAGUUCCUUACAGGGGCGAUGUGGAGAACACUGUUCGGGACAUCCUCGGGGGACUGCGCUCCACCUGCACCUACGUGGGAGCUGCCAAGCUGAAGGAGCUGAGUCGAAGGACUACCUUCAUCCGGGUCACACAGCAAUCCAGUCACAUGUUUUCCUAACCUGGGUGUAAAACACAGAUUAUUUUUGCUGGGGUUUACCUAACAGACUUUUCUUUACAGCAGUUCAACAAGGCAAGUCACAGUGAUUUCUUCUCAGUCUCAGGCUGGUUUAGAAAUUUCCAUAAACCUGCAUUUUGAUCAGUAGCUGUAGUUGACCAGUUAACUGAAAUUCAGCUUUGCAUCCUCAAAAUCAGGGUAUUUCUAUAUAUAAUCGGAGAGAAUUAACUAUCACACAUCUUGGAGAUAGUUUCUUUAACAAAGUUUGGGUGUAAAGCACCAUUUAAAAUGUUAUGCACCACAUGAAACAGCAGCUGUUAUUUAGUAUACUUGGGCAUCUUUAUAUUUUACUUUUGUAUUUAUGUGAAACAAUGCAUCAUGAUACUAUAAAUAAUGAAACCUUGUGAAAGUAAAUGCAAGAUUAUAAAUUUAUAAAGUGCUAUGCUUUUUAGGAUUUUUAUUUGUGUUUACUGUUUAAACUUUUAAACCUUUACAGCCUCAGUUUAAUACCAAAGUAUAUCUUUUUUUUUUGUCAAGGGGAGGCAUCUAUUCUGCUGUGUGUAGAACACAAGUAUACAAACUUAAGUUAACUGUAUUAUGUAUUGUCAAACAACUUAAGUACUUCAGGAGUAAGGAUGUAUUGUGUAUUAGAAAAUGAAUAAAUUACCACUAGUUGAACUCAUGUCACAUUGGUUCUUAACAUCUAACACACCCCAGCUAGGUUUGAAUCAUACCUGUAGCUACUGCUCCUGAAAAAAGAACUGGUGAAAAAAAAUGUUGUGUAAUGUUGAACUCCUCAGUAGUAAAUGCACUUUAGACUUAAUAUUGGAUGAUUUGUUUUUUGAAAAAUUUCUAUGGGUCAUACAUAUACGUUAAGACAUGCUUGAGUCAAAUCAAAUCCCAGGCUAUAGGUCAAAGGUCAUGUACAGUAUUCCAUGACACAUGAUAUCAGUAAGGUGUUGUUAAUUUCAAUUUAAAAGUCAAAGAAUGUAUGCUUGAAAUCUUGAUUUUACCACGUUUUGCUGCUAGAGUUACAUUUCUAUAACUAAACUGAUCUUUUCUAUUUAGUUUUGGUAGUAAUUAAAAUAUGAAAUGUUCAUUUAAGAGCAGAGUUGUACUUGUUUAUUUGACCAGUGUGUUGACACAACACCUUUACUUCAGGUUUGUGUUGUGUAUGAACUGUUUUACGAUUGAGAAACAAGUCUAAAAGUAUUUCUGAAGGGUGAACCAAAGUAUGGGCGCUCUCAUUUUCCCCAUAAUUUCCAAAGCUCUGGGAAUGAAGAAAUGAGCCACUGUGGGAAUAAUACAGUAGAAUUGUUAAUACAGUAGAAUUGUUACGUUCCAUGUUCACUUGAGUUUAGGAAAUAAAUAUAUUUAUUUUAAAAUGUUUACUCAAAAUAUAUAUUAUUAUUUUUUAAAUUUUACUUCUUCAUUGUGGGACCUUAAUCCUGUAUCACGUUUGCCUCAGUGAACAGAAUGAGGAAGGAACAGACUCUCUCUUUUUUUUUUUUUUGUACUUUGGUGUUAGGAUUUCCAUGGCAAAUGUAAUGGAAAAUAUGAACUUGCUUGUUUUACACCAUGUGAGACCCAGACAUGUUUUAAAGAUAAGGAAAGUGGGGAAUGCUUUUAAAACAAAAGUGUUGUGCGAAUGUGAAAUGUGGUUGUUGAAUGCAACUUGAAUGCAAGUGCCGGUAUGUAUAAAUUUAGAAAAACUAAAAUAUAGCUACUAACUUACAAACAGGUGUUCUCUCUGGCUUUUGUUUUUGUGCCAGCUGGUAAACCUCAGAUCACUCAGAAACUGAUUCCAAAAUCAUAUUUAUUUAAUUGCCCUGUCACUACUCCCUGUUGCAGUCUCCUCUGUUGUUUCAUUUAUUUUUCAACACAAAUGUUUUUACAUUUUAUGCUGGGUAUUGCAUUUGUAGUAAUGUUUAUUUAAAAACCCAAGGCCAUUGUUACGAUGGUAAUUGCUUGAUACUAUCUUAAGAGAAAACAUCUAGUUUUAGGUUUUUAGCUAGAUUGACAUAUCAUUUUUAUGUUUCCUGUUAAAGUAACUUCAGUAUUAUUAUUUAUUUCUUAGCAGAUGCCCUUAUCCAGGGCGACUUACAAUUGUUACAAGAUAUCACAUUAUUUUUACAUACAAUUACCCAUUUAUACAGUUGGUUUUUUAGUGGAGCAACCUAGGUAAAGUACCUUGCUCAAGGGUACAACUCACUUUUCACUAUUGUUUGUCUAGACACUUUAGUAUUUGCAAUUCACACCUUGCUUAGGGCAUUCUUUUGCACUUUAACUUAAUUUGGGAUAUAAUACAUGUUUUUAAAAAGUCAUAAAUCUGUAACUGGAACCUUUCCCUUUGAAAGAGCCCAGGGAUAGGAUGGGUUUGCAGUCUGAGCUACAGCCGACUGAAGAGAGGUCCAUCCAGGGGUAAAGCCCAUAUUGUGGAAAGCAUUGUGGGAAAGAUAGCAUGAAUAUGGCUAUGAGAAACAGUCCUUAACGCAAUUAUCAAAAAAUCUACAGUGGCAGUGCAGUAGUUAAUUGACAAUGACAGUGCAAGGGCUGCUACAACAGUACACAGUGGUGGAAUGGUACUACAGUGGUAACAUUGUCAUAUUUGAACAUGGCGUUAAUCCGUAUUCACACAGGUUGUAAUAUGGUAGCAACAGCACACACUCGGGCUAGACUCACAACUGUUUGCCUUCACUGGAAUUCAAGGUAGUUUUGAAACGAAAAAGCAAAUCAACAAAAUAAGCCUGCAGUAGUGUAUGUAAGCACAGCACAGUGGAAAUAGUGUGAACCAGUAUCUACAUUGUACACCCUUGUUCCUUACUUUCUGUAUAAACAUCUGGGAAUAACAUUUGAAUUAUGGCGUUAAUAAUCAUGUUAAGAUCAGAUGGAGUAUAAUGCACUACUACAAGUUAUUUACUGUUUUAGUUCCCUAUUGUGAAGACAAGGAGCGAUUUAUAAUUGAUCGAUCGAUUUACAACUUCGAAAUAUGUGAAAACAGUAUUAGUGUAAUACCUUAUCAGAGCCACUGUGCAAUAGUUGUUCUUAAUCCACUGUGUGACAAUUGAUGGUAAUGAUAUGGUUCUUCAGGGUAAUACUCUGGAGUUAUCAUGGUAUCCCAAUGGUACAGUAGACUGCAUACAACAUGGUAUCCCAAUGGUACAUCAGAUCUCAGAGGUUGGCUUUUCCCAUAUCUGUAGAACCAGAUAUGGGAACAGCCAACCAUGUGUACAUUUUGUUAGAUUAUUUGUUAAAACGUUACUUUUAAGAAUCCAAUUUACAUGUAUGGGAUUACUGACAAAACCACUGAAUUUUUAGUGGUAUUUGUAUGAAUAUUUUUUAGUAGCAUGGCACAGUAUAUACCACUGUGAAACUGUGAACCAGCAUGUAUGUUUUAUUUUAUAUUUGUAUCAUUUCCUUCACCAGAAGAACACCAAUGUACACACUCCCACAGAGCCAAUCAUUAUGGAAGACAUUACAUUUUCCAGUGGUUCAGACAUAUCCCUAAAUAAGAGUUUGUCAGCUGUGUGCAAAAACAGAGUAGUAGGUGAAAAACUAAAGCCUUUGUUUUCAGUUGAAGUCACCAGGAAUGGAAAUUUCCACAAAAUUGGAAAAGUCCAAAACAUACAAAAAGACAAAAAAAGUAUGGUUUUAUACCACAUUUGUAAUAUUUUACAUUUGUUUGUUUAAAGCAGACAAAACUCAAAAGGCACAGCUUUGCAAUUGGCACUGUUAUUUUAUUAGUACGAGUAUACUGAAACAAUAGACUUGUACUGGUAUACAGACAAUUUCUUUUUUUCUUUUUUUUUAAACACAUUUGUUCAAAUUCUGAAUCAAAUAUUGUUUUGUUAUUCAUAAUAAUGAAAUAAAUUCUAACUAGAAAACCUGCAAGCACCAUCAAAGAAAGGGACCCUAAAAUCCAAUGAACAGACUUGAGUGUAUCCUACAAAUAGACACACCACGAUUAGAAAAUAGAAUUUGAAUUCUUCCAUUUUUGUUUAUAUUUGUUUUUAAAAAAAGCUAGUGCAAGUACAAUAUAUUACACUGGAAUUACAGAGAGUAUGCACGCAUAAGGAAAAGUUCUCCUUUCACAAUAAAAGCUCUUAACUAUGUCUGUACGUACUUAAAAUGGUUUCUUUCUAUUAUCAGUAAGGUGCAAAACAUUAUUCCCUCUCCCCUGAACCCUCACUACUGUCCAGAUCUGCCAUUUCCACUGCCAUGACUUCACAGCACAGCCUCCAGUUCAUUUCUGCAGGAAGACUUCUAACACAUCAACCCUCCCAUUACUAUAAUAAACAACUUUAGGCUGCUGAAGUUUCUUCUUUUUUUUUUACUUAUAACCCGACUUAUAAAAAAAUAGCUACUACAUAUGUAAUAACAACAUUAAAACACAACUCUUUCCCAUCCAAAGGUACUUAACCACAGAAAAAUAAAAGCAUUACCCUCAACUUUAGUUUUUGUCGGUUGGGAGGGUAAAUGGCCAGUCUGCAUUUCCAAGUAACACGGUUGAAAUAGCACAGAGAUCACCCCGCUGUGCCAGAACUAGUUCUCUUUAGUAUUUGUCAUUGAUAUUCAAACUAAUGAAAAAAAUUGCCCUUGUAAAAACAUACAGUAGUACAGCUCCAAAAUCCAGUACCCACAUGAUUUAUUUUAUUAGUUGAAUGAAUUAGUACUAGAACAUGUAUUCUUUUUUUUUUUUAAAGGGGUAUUCAAACACUGAUCCACAGAGUCAGUGUCAAGGGUUGCACCUGUCACCUUUUGACAACAGUGGUUUUAGACACUGGUGUCCAUUGUGGACUACUCGUUGUACAAUGGGACACAUUUAGAGUGCUGUAAACCCCUGGUGUUUGAAUCAUAUAAGACUGGAAUAAGACUUGUUGGCCAGUGUUAGUUUGACAAGCAUGUAAAACACUUUUUGUAACGUGUGGAUAGUUCUAAAUACCUUUUAUUAAAAUAUAUACGCCAGAUUAGAUUAUAUGUUUUUAUGAUAGUCAAAAGCAAACUAACAUACAUUCAGCAAAUGUUAACUACCUUUAGAAGUGUCAUGUUUGGAAAUACAGCACUGCACUCUGGUGUAAUGGGGAUCUGAGAUGAGGAGUAACAAAACAUCAACAAAACACUGAAAAUGGCUUCUGCGUUCCUUGGACUGGUUGAUAAACACAUUACUGACAAAACGACUGGUUUAACUGGGUCAAAUGCUCUCUGCGAGGGUGCACAGCUUGCCACAAACAGAACCUAACUUAAAACAGAACACAAAUUGUAUUCAGGAUUAAACAGAAAUGUGUAGUUGAGCUUUAAAAAUUCUCAGACAGUCUGCUUUCUGGUGAUAGCCAUUAAUAUCAUGUUACAUGUGUUCAACAAACAGCAACCAUUUGACUUGUGUUUGUUUUCUUGUCUUCUUUCCCACAAGAUGUGACAUUCAAUGUUAUUAUAAACAAAUAAAAAAAUACUGAAAUACUCGCAUUAACAUUCAAUUUUCUUUUGUGCAAUUUAAGGAAAAAAAAAAAAACAUUACCUGUACUCUGCAAU